GACAGGCGCGUUACGUGAGCGGCUGGUGAGGUCGCGUUGAGGGCAGCACGGCCGUGUUUUUCCUAUCCUAAAGCUCGUUUCGUAUCAGCCGCAGGUGCUGUUUCGUGGAAUGACCCAGUCUGCUGAGGAGAAAAGGGAUUGAGGUUGACUGCAGCUGAACACGCUAAAGUUUGUCGGCUUUCUUCCGGCGGGUGUGUGAAGGAUGUCCACGUUAACAAUCAGAACAGCCCUCUCUUACAGGUUCAAGCACUGAGGAGACUGGUGAAGAACCCCUGCCAUGCGUGAAUACAAGCUUGUGGUGCUGGGCUCUGGCGGUGUGGGCAAGUCAGCCCUGACGGUCCAGUUUGUCCAGGGAAUUUUUGUGGAGAAAUAUGACCCCACAAUAGAAGACUCCUAUAGAAAGCAAGUGGAAGUUGACGGCCAGCAGUGCAUGUUGGAGAUCCUGGACACAGCAGGAACAGAGCAGUUCACAGCUAUGAGGGACCUGUACAUGAAGAACGGCCAGGGCUUUGCUCUUGUGUACUCAAUCACAGCACAGUCCACAUUUAAUGACCUGCAGGACUUAAGAGAGCAGAUUCUGCGAGUAAAGGACACAGAAGAUGUGCCAAUGAUCCUGGUGGGUAAUAAAUGUGAUCUGGAGGACGAGAGGGUGGUUGGGAAAGAACAGGGGCAAAAUCUGGCCCGACAGUGGAACAACUGUGCCUUUCUAGAGUCCUCCGCCAAAUCGAAGAUCAACGUCCUUGAUAUCUUCUAUGACUUGGUCAGACAAAUUAACAGGAAAACACCAGUGGAAAAGAAGAAAGCAAAAAAGAAAUCCAAUUGUGUCCUCCUGUAGAGCCAGCAGCAGCUCUGAUCCAGAAUGCUGUAAUGAAGAACUGUUAGCUUGUUUGGAUCAUGCCAGCAUUCCCAUCCUCAGUGAGUGAUUCAAUGGAACAGCUGACUGACUGACUCAAAGCAGCACCGGACAUAGCAAACGAGAAUACCAGUCACAACUCUUUUUAUUUCCCCUUUAUGUUGGCAGAAAAUUUUGAGGAAAAACUCAAUUUCCCAGAAGCAGUUUCAGUAGAACUGAGAACAUUUUCCGGACUUCCGGACUUUUUACGUCACUGACCGUGUGGCUGAUGAAGAAAUUAAACCUCAUAUUAACAUAAUAGUGAAAAUUAACCUCCGUAAAAGACAUGUUUUUCAAUUACUUUACUAAGUGAAUCUUAGGAUUAAUACCCUGGGAUUCUUUACUUAUUUUUUCACUUCCCUUUACGCUGAAAAUCUUGUGGCAAUAUUUAAAAUCCUUUCUCUUCCUCUAAAAACCCAUGGAUCUAUCUCUUCAGAACCUUCAAGGCCUGAAGGAGUCAAGAAGGAGAAAAUCACUGAAAUUUCACCACAAAUGUGUUUUUUAAACUCUUUCCCAUAAACUCUUGAACUCUGUGCUUUUCAAUGGCCUCAUCACCUGUAGAAGAAGCAGGAUGAGAAAUCAGAGUUAACAGUAUUCACUUGCGCAAUACAGCGCGUUCGAGGACAUGAAGGAUGACGGCGUUCAAUAUCCAGUUAUGAGCAGACAUGAGCAUCUGAAAGUGUAGAUGUUGUAAAUGAUGUCAAGUUCAGUUGUUUCCUCUCAUAAGUUGUACUUCCAUUCUUGAUACAAUGUGUAAAUGUCUAUAAAUGACAAACAAUGUAUAUAAAUGUUUUGCUGACAACUAUGGACGCGCUCAUCAGAACGUACUGCCCCCCCCAUUCCCAACGUGACGUAUUUUGUAUUCAGUCACUUGGUUUUCCUAGCUCAUAUAUCAUAUUCUAAUGCCAUUCUGUUUCAUAAAGACUGUUUCACAAGUAAACAGGCUUUUUAUAGUGUAAAAAGCGGGGGAAGGAACAAUCAAUUUCUAUGUC
Labeo rohita (rohu) is the source of this 1884-nucleotide messenger RNA. It is a transcript of the gene rap1ab, whose product is annotated as RAP1A, member of RAS oncogene family b. The record is from RefSeq and is a predicted model, not a curated record. Lineage: Eukaryota; Metazoa; Chordata; Actinopteri; Cypriniformes; Cyprinidae. Gene Ontology annotation, molecular function: GTPase activity; GTP binding; GDP binding. Gene Ontology annotation, biological process: negative regulation of synaptic vesicle exocytosis; cellular response to cAMP; Rap protein signal transduction. Gene Ontology annotation, cellular component: plasma membrane. Bases 278 to 835 code for a protein of 185 amino acids. The transcript is spliced from 9 exons.